This is a messenger RNA of Amoebophrya sp. A25, 970 nucleotides long. The record is from the annotation of a GenBank genome assembly. Lineage: Eukaryota; Dinophyceae; Syndiniales; Amoebophryaceae.
CCUAUUAGGCGCUCAACUCCCAGUCCCAUUUUCGUGUGUGGAAGUCACGCUAUACUAACCGUCAAAAAGAGCAGGGAACGUCGUAAUAGAAAGGCAUACAACACUUUUUCCUGAAAUGAUGUCUCAGUUGCUUGAUCAUAAUCUUCAUCUGGCCUAACUCAGCGCCAGCAGCUUACUAGAGAGGGUGCGCCUUUGUUUUGUUGUGCGCACAAUCGUCACUGGAGAAAAUGAGAGAACAACGGGUCUCCUGGACACAUGUUCGCGACGAUAGUGCAGCAUUGGAAUGUUCGCCGCCUUGCGCAACCACGUGAAGGAGAGCAUGCGACCGCCGACCGAUUGCCGUCUGGCAGAAGAUCCUUAUGCUUGUGUUGUCUGCAGCGUACUGCUCCACAGAACCGUUAGCUGCAAUGCUUCUUAGUGAAGAUCGAGAUGAUGAAUAUUCGUGGCCCCGUUGAGCAGGGCCUCCGCAGUCAAUUCUGAUAUGAAUAUGAUGAUCAUAUUGCAGAGACGCUUGCUCUAGUCCUGAUACUAGUCACGGUAUUCUAAUCCACGCUCACUCAUGUCCAUCACCAUUAGUGGAAAUCUUCCUUGUCGUGUUCAUCAGAUUUUUCGGCUUGCCCGCUUUCUGGGCGAGGCUACCGCGCAAAUCAAACAGAGCAGCCGGAGAGCUUGCGCGUAUGCCUUCUAGACUUCCUGUACAUGGUCCUGUGCCCGCCUAUAGAGAUACUGGCUGGAAUUUGUGCUAUUUUAAGGCCGCAUAGCUCGUCGAAGAUUUCGAGACUUUUUCAGAGAUGUUUCUGGUUCUGCUAGUUGGUCAAUCAGAUAGUAGACCGAAUGGUUCUGAUUUUCUUUGUACUUUUUCGGAAUCGUCUAUACCAAAUUUCCCCCGUGCAAACCGAUAAUCACUUCUACACUGUACGACUAUACAGCAUGAACACCCACAGAGAGAAAAUUAAGCACUUCAGACACA